GUUCUGUCUUUGUAGAGCUUGAUGGAGAAGCAAAAACUACGAUUAUGUGGCAGUGCAAAGACUGAUUCAAAGUAUCUCCAGUAAUAUUUCGCCUCGCUAAAUUAGUUUUGUUAACAAGGCAACCUCGGCAAGACAUUAUUCUUUUUCAAAGCGUUCUUCGGAGAUAGCGGUUAAGCCAUUACUGAUCGCGUUUGGUCGCUAACGCUAGCGCUGUUAUAUCAGAGCUCAUAUCUCCUUUGCUGAUGUAUGUAUAUUUUAAGCUAUGACGACAUGAUAAGACCUGACCUAAACCGCUGGCGCUUCACUUCGCAAAUAUUUGAUUCGUAUGUAUGUCAGGUGCAUAAUUAAAUCAAACGCAAACAGAAAUAAUGCACGAAAAUAUAACUUGACCUGACAGACAGAUAAAUCUAAUACUUUGUCGGACAGGCAGUGUAGAGGGGAGAAGUAAAUACAGAGCGUAUUGUAUGCAAAGUGAGGACUGACCGUCACCUGCCCGAUCGCGUUUAUUCAUAUCCAGAAAUACAAUACCAACCAUCAUGUUUGAAUCGCGUCGUGGCUCAGCGAGGAUUGAUGUAUUCGUUUCAAGAACAGAAUAUUGAAACGGAGAACUAAAUCAAAUUUUCAGUGAUCAAUUUCACAUUUCGUUGAUAACCCGUUCCGAUUGUAAAAUAAGCUGAAACAGUUCUAGACGUGAUGUUACAAAUCUUAACCAGUUUUCAACGAAAUCCUGGAGAGAUGACGAUUGAGACGAAUGAGGAAACCAAGACCGCCCUGUAUGUCAAGACAGAAGCAAGGAAGGCAUCAGAUCCACAGAAACCAGCAUCAGAACCAAAGUCGUGGAAGCCACGUGAAUACUAUGAAAGAAUCAAGGAGUCACGAGAAGGGUCACGACCACCGAACGAUACGUCAGCUCCGUCAACAGCUUCACCGUCCCCACCACAUGUACAACAAACAUCGUCACCAUCCCCAUCACAUGUUCAAAAAACACCGUCACCAUCCCCACCACAUGUACAACAAACAUCCUCACCAUCCCCACCACGUGCAUGGCCAAUGCCCUCAUCGCCCGCCCCCCAUGCACAGCAAACAAUACCGCCGCCAUUACCACCAAAACAAGCGCAGCUCACAAUUCUGCCACCUUUGCCGCCAAAACAGGCACAACCAACACUACCGCCAUCUUUGCCGCCAAAACAGGCUCACCUCACAUGUCCGCCACCUUUGCUGCCAAAACAGGCUCACCUCACAUGUCCGCCACCUUUGCCACCAAAAAAGGCUCAGCUGACUAACAAGGCAAAGAUAAACUUCGAGGAACAAAAUCUGGGGAGAAGAGGAAGCGUACUGCCCAGGAAUUGGAUACCGAUGCCAACUGAUGACAAGGGAAAUGAUGUCACCGUUCAUCUGGUGAAACUAUCGAGCUCGUCGCCUGAGUACCGGGACGUUGAGAAAAAAUUUAAUGAAACCGUCUAUAUCGAGAAAAUCAAGAGCAUCGAGCGAAUACAAAAUCCUUAUCUCUACCAGGCUUACCAACUACGGAAAAUAAAGAUGGACCGUGAAAACCCCCAAGAAAACAAUGAGAAGGGAUUGUUCCAUGGCACCAAUUCAGCCAACAUAACGAAAAUCAACACUCAAGGAUUUGACAGAAGUUUUACAGGAUCUGUACACGGAGCUAUAUACGGUACAGGAGUGUACUUCGCAAGAGAUGCCUCCUAUUCUAUGGAUUACACUGGGGGCAGUCGGAGGGUUAUGUACCUCGCCCGGGUCCUAGUGGGGCGAUAUUGUAAAGGGAGCCCGAACAUGAAGAAGCCUCCGCCCAUAAACCUCAAGCAGCCAGAGAUCCUGUUUGAUUCCAUGGUGAAUGACAUGAAGUUCCCUUCAAUCUUUGUCACAUAUUAUGACAAUCAGUGCUACCCGGAAUAUCUUCUUACUUUCUAGAAUGAAAAUGACGUCAAUUUAUAGAGUUAAUUAUUCACAACAGUUGCACAUUUUCACCACGGAAAUUGACCUAUAUAAUGCUCGGGUUGUCUUCCUUGCGGUGGUAAAGAACAAUUAGAAAAUUAACUAAGCGUCUUCUAGCCAAGCUACAUCCUUCAAACUCGGCGAAUGCAAUCUUCCACUCAGCAUUUUAACGUUGCAAUUCACAAAUUGUGUAAAAUUCAGUUUGGAAAACGUUAUUUGCCUUCGCAUUCCCAUACAAACACUAUAACUUCUGACCGCUUUGCCUACUCGUCAAGGUAGCGUCGAAAACCGUGAUAAGCCCUCUUGUCUGGAAAAUUCUUUUGCUAAAAUCUAAUCACUGGAAAGUACAAUACUAAUGUUAAUGUGUUUUAGUCAACUUAAUUUUUGCUGAUUUUGUUUUACCAGUAAUCUCUAUUAUAAUAUCCAACGAGGUAAUUUUUAUAGCAAGUUAUUUUUUUACAUGCCAUGCAAGAUCAGUAGAACCCCGGUAACUCGAACCAAGUCCCAUUUUCUUUGGAUUUGACCCCACUUUUCAGUCAUUUUAACUCGGUUAACUCGAACUCGGAUAACUUAAAUUUCUUGCUAACUCGAACUGAAUUUCUUUUCCCUUGAUAAAAAUUUACCCCGAUAACUCGAAUUCUGGUUCAUGUAGCUCGCCAGGGACGUCAUCCCAUUAGCUUUUCUUAUCGUGUAAUCGGUAAAAACACUCAAAACUAACACCACAGCAAUUUGAUUUUA
Orbicella faveolata is the source of this 2691-nucleotide messenger RNA. RefSeq lists its product as uncharacterized. The record is from RefSeq and is a predicted model, not a curated record. Gene Ontology annotation, biological process: negative regulation of gene expression. Gene Ontology annotation, molecular function: transcription corepressor activity; NAD+ poly-ADP-ribosyltransferase activity. Gene Ontology annotation, cellular component: cytoplasm; nucleus. Lineage: Eukaryota; Metazoa; Cnidaria; Anthozoa; Scleractinia; Merulinidae.